Messenger RNA from Strongylus vulgaris, 393 nucleotides. Lineage: Eukaryota; Metazoa; Nematoda; Chromadorea; Rhabditida; Strongylidae. The record is from the annotation of a GenBank genome assembly.
CUCAUCCAAGCUGUUCUUGUGGCCGGCACUUCAACCAUCACAAAAGAGACCGAAAGUGCUCUUCACUACCUUGCAGCAUGGAGUUUUGUUGAAAUGGCUAAGCUACCAGACUUUCAGCGUAUUCCUUACCAUCAGUUCGUUAUGCUUCUAGCAAGUUGCGAGCUUCACGUUCCCCAUGAAAUCGUGGCUGCUGAUGCCGCUCUUCUCUGGCUUGUUGGCCAACCUCAUCCAGCCGUUUAUGUGCCUGGCGUGUUUUCUGUGAUUCGUUCCGCUUAUCUAAACAAAGUUGAUCGCCAGCUGAUCGUUGAGCGCAUAGCAACUCUUCAAAUGCCUGAAUCGGUAAGAUUCCCUAACCAUGACUCAAGCAAAACUCUCUCUCAGUUAUUUUCUUGA